Messenger RNA from Schistosoma rodhaini, 3419 nucleotides. The record is from the annotation of a GenBank genome assembly. Lineage: Eukaryota; Metazoa; Platyhelminthes; Trematoda; Strigeidida; Schistosomatidae.
AGUCCAUUUAAACAACGUGGUCAGCAUCCAAUGUCGAACACUUAAUGAGCUAUUGACUUUGGGGAUUUAUUUACAGCUACAUUACCAAAUACGGUAGCUCGUUAAGAGGAAGCUUUUCUAUUCCUUUCACAACCACUUGAACACUUUUAAAGGAGGACCUGAACCUUCGUAGAAAUACUUAAUCCAAGGAUUUCUGAAGCGUGAAUGCAGCUGCAAUUUGUUUCACCAAUCCCGUUGCUUUUAGUUCCACGAUUUAAUUGGCGCAACCUAUAAGUGUUUUUGCUGUAGUACGUUAUAUAUUGACGUUCACUUGGAAGCAGAAGCGAUCUGAAACAACAACACAACAGUCAGGACCGUUUCAUAUUCUAGCUAAUAUGUUAUUUUAUGCUUAACCUAGUUUGUGCACUUCAUACAGAAUAACCUUUCGUUGAAAUUAAAGGAAUACUUAUUCUUAAUAAAUCUCACAAGAAAUGGCAUCUCACUUUGGUGUAGUGCAACCGAUUUUCACGGAUUUCUAUGAAUUAACAAUGUCAUAUGCUUAUUGGAAAGCUGAAAAAGCCAAUGAUACUGCAACUUUUGAAAUAUUUUUUCGUAAAAAUCCUUUCAAUGGAGAGUUCACUAUUUUUGCUGGUCUUCAAGAUUGCAUUGAUUAUUUAAGUUCGUUUAAGUUCACUCAAGAUGAUAUUGAUUAUUUGCGAAAAGUUAUGCCAUCAACUGUUGAUCCUGAUUUCUUUGAUUAUUUGCUUAGUAUUGAUACAAAGAGAUUAUCGUUAUGGUCUGUUAAAGAAUGUUCAGUUGUUUUUCCAAAAGUUCCUAUUAUGCGAGUUGAAGGACCAGUAGUAUUAUGUCAACUUGUAGAAUCAACAUUAUUGAAUUUGGUUAAUUAUGCAAGCCUAGUGACUACGAAUGCUACCCGUUACCGUUUGGCUUGUGGUCCAAGUAAAAGAUUAUAUGAAUUUGGUUUACGUCGUGCUCAAGGACCAGAUGGUGCACUCUCAGCUUCAAAGUAUGCAUAUUUAGGAGGUUAUGAUGGAACUAGUAAUGUUUUAUCUGGGAAAAUAUAUGGAAUUCCAGUUGUUGGGACACAUGCACAUUCAUUCGUGUCAGCUUUUCAAUCUUCCCAUGAAGGGGAAUGUAUAAAUGAUUUCGGAAAAUUCAAGAGAGAAGCCGCCGAUUUAAAUAACUCAUAUGAUGAUCACCUUUUAGAUUUAAACCGUCAACCAUUGAAAUUGGAUGAAUUUUUGAAACGCUGUUGGUAUUGGUCCGCUAGUUUAUCUCGUGUAUUAAAAUACCAAUCAGAUCAAAUACAUCCAGGUGAAUUAAAUGCGUUUGCCAAUUAUGCUGUUGCAUUUCCGACGAAAUUUCUUGGCUUACUUGAUACAUAUGAUGUCUUAAAAUCAGGUUUACCAAAUUUUUGUGCAGUUGCAUUAGCUCUUCAUGAAUUUGGCUAUCAAGCCAUUGGUAUACGUAUUGAUAGCGGUGAUAUAGCCUACUUGUCAUUGACAAUUCGUAAUGCGUUUCAGCUAAUCAGUUCACAUUAUAAUUUACCUUGGUUUGCACACCUUCAAAUACUUGCCAGCAAUGAUUUAAACGAAGAUACAUUACAUUCUUUUAAUCAACAAGAUCAUUCAAUUGAUACAUUUUGUGUUGGAACAAAUUUAGUCACCUGUCAAAAACAACCAGCCUUAGGAUGUGUAUAUAAACUUGUUGAAAUUAAUGGAAAUCCAACAAUGAAACUUAGUGCUGAUUUUGAAAAGCUUACUUUACCAGGAAAAAAAGUAGUUUAUCGUUUAUACAGUCAGCAAGGUGAAGCUUUACUGGAUUUAAUGAAACGUUCGUAUGAAGAUGCUCCAAAAGUUAAUGAACGUAUUCUUUGUAGGCAUCCAACUCAAGCAUCGAAACGUGUUUUCGUUGUACCUGGAAGAGUUAAACAAUUACUCAAGUUAUAUUGGAAUUGUGGAAAAGUAAUUUAAAAUCAUUUAAUUAUCUUUAAUUAAUUAUUACCACUACUGUUUUUGGUAAGAGUAUAAUAUACUGACGACCUUGGGGGAUUUAUCAGGAAAUGGUGCUUUAUUAUAAAACAAUUAACAAUACAAAAUAAUGAAAUAACAGUGUUAUAACAGCUUUGGUCGUAAUAAUUAACAUUCACAAGUCAAACUAUCCCUUGUGGUAAACAAAAAGGUUAGUUAAACCAUUGCCAACAUUGGAUGAAUCUAGAGAAUACGCUAUGAAAGAAUUAAACACUCUAAGAUCAGAUUAUAAACGUAUAACCAAACCAACACAAUAUAAAGUUUCAGUUUCAGAUGAAUUGUAUCAAUUCACUCAGGAAUUAUGGCUUAGUAUUACACCAAUCGGUGAAAUUAGUUAGUAACUUUAUUCAAUUUCUUAUUACUACUGUUAUAAGUAGUUUAUUUUUCUUUAUAUCCACCUUUCACAUCUACCUAAUUGAUUUGCCUGUAAUCAUUUACUUAUUACUUAUUUUCUUCUUAUUAGUAGUAUUCUGAUCAUUAUUUUAUUUAAAUUCCUCUUUAGAAUACAAAUAGAUUGCUUUCAGUAUGUUUUCUGUGAUACGUUUGAAAGAUACACUCAAAACAACAUAUCUAUAUAUUUUUUGAUAACAUUUUCUCCCACCAAAUAUUUCUUAUGUAUAGAUUAUGAAUACAAAUAAAGUUUUUGUUUUGUUUGCAAAGAAUAUUCAAUUUAAUUGCCACUUUGUUGUUGUCCAAUUCUUUGUGGUAAUAGACAACAUAAACUAUGCUAUGAAAUAAUGGAGAAUAUUUUUCAAUUCAGGUGGAUACUUGUGGUAGUGUUGAAUUCUUCCAACUAGAUGUUUUAAUUUCAUAGUUUUCAUUUUCGCUCUGGACAACACAUUAUCAGCGCUUAUUAUAUAAGAUUAUCCGGAGCGACAAUGAUUGCUUCACAACUAUGUCAUCGAGCUCAGAGAACACAAUACCAAAACUACUCAUAUAGACCAGGAUUACUGAAAGUAAAGUUUACAAAUCUGUUCUCAGUUUUCAACCAACCACAAAAUUUGUUCUAAAGACGGUGAAUAUGAAUUAUGACGAUAUAUGAAUAUUUUUAAAUUGAUAUUAUAUGGAUAACCUAGUCAUUUGAUUUAAAGCAUCUGAUAUUCAGUUAUUUAAUAAUAGAUUCAAACCACUCUCCAAUAACACUUCAGUUCAGUUAAUAUCACUAGCUCUCAUAUAGAUAAUAUUAGUCAAAGUACAUGUACUUGGUUAGUAAGUAAUUGCGUCAAUAAACCCCUAUGAAGUAUUGUAUUCUCGUCCUCUCAAAUUGGUUACUGGGAAUAAGAAUUAUCUCUUCAGUAUUUCUCUUGAUUUUAAUUCCAAACAAAAUGUUUAUAUCUCAUUUAAAAUGAUGAUGAUUUGUUGAAUUUUUCUUGUCGAUUUUUAAAAUCU